AUGGAGAAGAAACUUGGGAUGUAUAAUGAAGUUAAGGAAGCAGAAGAAGUUAAGGAGGAUGGAGAAGAAGUUAGGGAAGCAGAAAAGGUUAAGAGUGAAGAACAAGUUAGGGAAGGAGAAGAAGUUAAGGAUGGAGAAAUAGUUUGGGAUGGGGAAGAAGUGAAGGAAGGAGAAGAAGUUAAGGAAGAAGAAGAAGAAGUUUUGGAUGGAGAUGAAGUUAAGGGUAAAGAAGAAAGUAUGGAUGGGGAAGAAGUUUGGGAUGGAGAAGAAGUUAAGGAGGGAGUAAUGAUCAUGGAUGGAGAAGAAGAAGUUAUGGACGGAGAAGAUGUUAAGGAAGGAGAAGAAACUAAGGAAGGAGAAGAAGUUAGGGAAAGGGAAGAAAAUAGGGAUGGAGAAGAAGAAGGAGAAGAAGUUAAGGAAGAAGAAGUUUUGGAUGGAGAAGAAGUUAUGGAUAAAGAAGAAAGUAUGGGUGGGGAAGAAGUUUGGGAUGGAGAAGAAGUUAAGGAGGGAGAAAUGAUCAUGGAUGGAGAAGAAGUUAAGGAAGGAGAAGAGAUUAGGGAUGAUGAGGAAGAAAGUAAGGAUGGAGAAGAAGAAGUUAUGGACAGAGAAGAUGUUAAGGAAGGAGAAGAAACUAAGGAAGGAGAAGAAGUUAGGGAUGGAGAAGAAGUUUGGGAAGGAGGAGAAGUUUGGAAUGGAGGAGAAGAAUCGAAGUAUGGAGAAGAAAUUAAGGAAGAAGAAGUUUAG
Messenger RNA from Sphenostylis stenocarpa, 744 nucleotides. NCBI's taxonomy places the organism in Eukaryota, Viridiplantae, Streptophyta, Magnoliopsida, Fabales, Fabaceae. The record is from the annotation of a GenBank genome assembly.